GUCGGAUCUAGCACCACUAGUAACCGAUUGAAUGCCGCAACAGAAGGAUCCAAUGCAACAAACGAUAUAGACAACACUGCAAACCUGCUCAGCCAUUACCAAAACCUUACCAAGCUUACAAAUGAGCAGCGGUGGGCCGCAAUGACCUUGCACAAUCGCUCUCUUUUGAUCAACCCCGUUUCUUUGCUUUGUGGCGCCUGGAGCAGGAACAACGUGUUUUCUUUCCGUCACGCCUUGGUACACAUAGCUGCUCAAUGGGAAGAAAUUGCACCAGCGGCCGUACCUUGUCCUAUACAGUUUACGGAGAAGGAACUAGAGCUCCACAACAGUGAGAUGGAGCUUGUAGAGGGUCUCAGAGAAGUCCUGCACCAGCUUCAGAACGAUAACCUGAUCCCACUGGAUGGCAUGGUCCUUCGAGAAAAUUAUGAGCAGGCUUCACGCAUCAACAAUACCGUCAAGGAGAUGUUUGUAAACAUGGCUGAGUCCGACUCACACAGUCUCGUAUUCACGAAUAUGGCCCUAUCAAGACCGAGAUUUGUAAUUGCCUUGUUUCAGUCGUCAUGGUGCUAAUGGCUGUCAUCUUUUCGUGGUCUUACUCAUCUGGUGCUAGGUAGGAUAGACCGCAAACCCAAGAUCACGUGACCCAUGCUGAUAAGAUGCGGCUCAGGAUGCGCUCACCCAGCACAGCCACAACUCAGGCUGGAGCAUGAGCAGCUCAGUUCCCUGAAUGGGAAA
Mytilinidion resinicola is the source of this 735-nucleotide messenger RNA. RefSeq lists its product as uncharacterized. The transcript has a single exon. The coding region runs from base 142 to 570 and encodes 142 amino acids. The record is from RefSeq and is a predicted model, not a curated record. Lineage: Eukaryota; Fungi; Ascomycota; Dothideomycetes; Mytilinidiales; Mytilinidiaceae.